This is a messenger RNA of Eucalyptus grandis, 804 nucleotides long. RefSeq names its product wall-associated receptor kinase-like 10. NCBI's taxonomy places the organism in Eukaryota, Viridiplantae, Streptophyta, Magnoliopsida, Myrtales, Myrtaceae. Gene Ontology annotation, cellular component: membrane. The transcript has a single exon. Gene Ontology annotation, molecular function: protein serine/threonine kinase activity; polysaccharide binding. The record is from RefSeq and is a predicted model, not a curated record. The coding region runs from base 1 to 804 and encodes 267 amino acids.
AUGCGCAUACCAAACGGGAACAUCAUGUCGAACUUGGUGUUUCGAAUUCUUUUGCUUCUGAUUCCCCUCACGGUACAAGCAUCAGGAGCUGCACCUCGACUUGCAAAGCCUAACUGUAGGGAAACAUGCGGGGACGUCACCAUUCCCUUCCCCUUCGGAAUAGGAGCUGGUUGUUUCUUGGAUGACUGGUACGAGAUCGGCUGCCAGCAAAACCACACGGUUCCCAUACUAAAGAAGAUCGGAUUGCGAGUUCUCAACAUUUCACUCCCUAAUUUAUUUGGAUUUGCAAACGGCAUGAUUAACGUCAGUCUUCCUCUAUUUUACUCAAAUGCCAGCUGCGGGGGUGAUAGGCAUGGUGUACCGGUGAGCUUAGAAGGAAGUCAAUUUGUCUUCUCCGAGACAUCGAACAUCUUUACAUCGGUCGGUUGCAACACCCUGGCAACAAUGAAUAGUGCAGAACCAGAUGUUCAUGGUUGCAGGUCGAUAUGUACUGGAAACUACACCAACAUUAGCCGGUAUAGUACUUGUUCCGGGAAAGACGGAUGCUGCCAGACUAUGCUGCCUUUUAACCUACAGGACUUUAGUGUGGAUUUCAAAAACGAAGGUGGACAUCAGGGGUGCAAUUACGCUUUCCUGGCAGAUAGAUCAUGGUUCGUGAGGUCUGAAUUUACAGAUUUAUAUGAUUUAAGAUUGAAUGACACGGUUCGAGUGGUGUUGGAAUGGGGGAUUCCAAACAACACCAACUAUGCACUUGAGCUUAUCCGGCAAAAUCACGGCUUCACCUUUAUAGGCCUAUCUUUGUGA